AUGCAUGAUUCAGUGCAUUCUUUUUGUGUGAGGGAAGCUAAAAAGGAAAACCUUCUGCAUGUUAUCUAUCAGGAGAAUGAGUCCAGUUCCCUCCUAAAUACUUCCGAUGAUUUGGUUGAUUGCAUUAAUAACCUUGCCUAUGCACACCAGCUCCAGACUCUGCAUCUUCUUGGUACAUAUGUUGGGUUUCCGUCUGAGAUUACAAAUAUUAACCGCCUUGUUUGCUUGAAAAACCUUAUGAGCUUGAGGUUUGAGCACUUGUUAUUUGAGUGGAAGGCAAUUAAUAUUCUUAGUGAAUUGCCUAAACUUAAGGUGCUAAGGCUAAACUCUUGUCUUUAUUGCAUUGGUGAGGAGUGGGAACUGUUGGAGAAGGAGAAUUUCGACCAGCUAAUUUAUUUGGAAAUUUCUCUCACUUAUCUAAAACAUUGGGAAGCAAGUGCCUGUCAUUUCCCAAAUCUUCGACACCUAGUCCUUCAAGGGUGUCUUGAAUUGGUAGAGAUCCCAGCUGACUUUGCAGAUAUUGCGGAGUUGAAGUCAAUCAAAUUGGAUUGUUGUCUUCCUUCUGCGGUGGAUUCUGCCAAAGAAAUUCAAAAAGAGCAACAUGGGUAUGGAAAUGAUAAUAUGGUUGUCAUUGAAGAAAAUACUAUAGUGGACGGUUACCAUCUGAGUUACUCUUAUAGGGGAACUGAGAUACAUUUGAAAAGCAAAAGAAAGCAACUUUUCAACGUGCCAUACUCAUACUCAUGCUUCACAAAGAUGAGAUACUCUUCAAAAAGAUACUAAGGCAGACUUUAGGUU
This is a messenger RNA of Ipomoea triloba (trilobed morning glory), 798 nucleotides long. Its product is annotated as putative late blight resistance protein homolog R1B-11. Gene Ontology annotation, biological process: protein folding. The coding region runs from base 1 to 783 and encodes 260 amino acids. Lineage: Eukaryota; Viridiplantae; Streptophyta; Magnoliopsida; Solanales; Convolvulaceae. Gene Ontology annotation, molecular function: alpha-tubulin binding. The record is from RefSeq and is a predicted model, not a curated record. The transcript has 4 exons.